GCUGACACCUUCAGCAGGGCUGAUACCUUCAGUCUUAGUAAAAAGGAAGGUCAUUACAUGCAGGUCGUGGAGAUUAUUUACUCUGUUCAGUAGAAUGGGGGAAAACAUAAGACCAUGUCUGACCUGGAUUUUAAAGGGUUUAAUGACGGCUGUCCUUGGAAUGCUUGCAGCUGGGAAAACCAUGUCAUGCUCAGCAGAGAAGCUCAAUAUGCUCACACGACUAAGAGGGGACAAAGUCAACAUCCACUGUCCUCUCCCUUUCGAUCAAUUUGAAGCUGUUUCUGUAACUUUGAUGAGGUCAAACAACAGAAAAGUUUGCACCAAAACUUAUAAUAACAAUCAUUGGAUGGGAAAUUGUACCCGUUACAGUAUAUUGUGGAAUAAUGAGACAAAAGCUAUAUAUGUAAGUAUACUAGAGCUCCAGAUAAAUGACUCUGAUAUAUACACCUGUGAAGUGUUUAAAUUGUAUCCGCCCGACCGAAAUAAAAGACAAAACAGCACCACAUCUCUUUGUGUAACAGCCCGUCCCACUGUGACUGUGUCCCAGGUGGAGGGGUCCAGUGGACCCCCACUGUUAGUCUGCGUUGCCCACAGCUUUUACCCAGGUAGAGUAGAGCAGGUGUGGCUUCGUGACGGACAGCACCUCAAUGUCACGCCCACACUCUCUGCCAACAUGGACGGCACCUUCAGUCUCAACACGUCCCUGUCUCCGUCUUCAAAGCAAGCUUAGGAUGAGGUGUUCACCUGCUGGGUCAACCACUCCACUCUCAGCCAGCCCAUCACUUUCAACUAUACUCUAUCUCUCAGUAGAGAGAAGAGACAUAUGCUCAAAGAUCUGCAUAUAAUUUCAAUAGUGAGUGGGACAGUCUUUGUUGGACUGAUCAUCCUUUUUGGAUCUAACAUCA
Molecule: messenger RNA, 905 nt
Organism: Conger conger (European conger)
Lineage: Eukaryota; Metazoa; Chordata; Actinopteri; Anguilliformes; Congridae
Exons: 5
Coding region: 95-730 (211 amino acids)
Source: RefSeq, a predicted model, not a curated record